CAGAAAUGUUCACACAAAUAUGCAUCGAAGGCAUGUUCUUCCAGCAUUUAAUAAAUUCAGAACAAUGUGUGAUGCAAGCAUAUAUACUUAAAAAAACAUAUAAACUAGGCAUAAAAUCCUUGGGAUUGAGAAUUGCCUAGUCUAAGCAAACAAAACAGCCCAGUUUGCUUACAACUUACAAGCCGUGCCGUUGUGGGUGUAUGCUUAUUCCACAACCCAAACAAAACUUCACCCGCACUUCAUCUCAACUCUCACCUUUUCAUUAUCUCCAUUUGCACCCCCAUAAUAUUCAACUCCCUCACUUCCACCUUUUCUCCAUCCCCAUACCACCAAAUUCCACCUCUUCUGCUAUCCAUGGUUUUCAUGCACAACACAUACUAUAUACAUAUUUAUCAAAUGACCAUAUGCCUGGGAAGCAUGAGUACGGAUGCGGGUAGAGAAGUGAGUGCUACAGGGAUACGGAAAUUCGACAAAUUUAAAACAUAUGGAGAUUGAGGUGUGUGGGGAUUCGACAAAUAUUACUAUAUUAAAAAAAUAUAUUAUGCAUGUAUUUCAAGAGUUAUACCUAUAUUUUAAUUAAAUAAUCAAAUUAAUAAGUUCAAUAUCCGUAACAGUUUAUAUUAUGAUUAUUUGAUAACAUAAUUAUUACAUUAUAUAAUAAUUAAGUUACAAAAUAUUCAACUAAUUACAAAAUUAAUCAUUAAUUUUUUUUUUGGAUAAUCUUGGACACUCAAGAUUCCCAAGAAAUGGAGUGCGUUGUGCGGUGGGUUGGUCCCGAUACACUGGCUACCGGGUUGUGAGAGUUGAGGUCGCUAAGGUCUGAUGGGGUGCACUGUUUCGAGAAGCGUUUUUCGAGGCUUAAAACUAGGAUUUUAUGCUUCACUCGUGCGCCUAAGACUUUGACUGGAGUCUGGGCAUAUAUAAUAAGAUUGCCCCCCUUGUCCUAGUCUUAAACAAAGUCUGAUGAAAUUUACUUAGCUGGUUUUCUUCAUUUCUUGAAAUUGAGAGAAUAGGCUCUGUCUCUGUUACCAUUUGAACAAGAUUUGUAUUUUUUGUUCUUGUUACAUUUUAUGAGCUACUUCUUGCAAUGGAUUCUGGCAGUUCGAAACACAGUUAUUCGCUGCAUUCAAGUCCUUUUUCGUCUCCAAAAGUUUCUGCACUUCUAAAAAUCAAGAUUCUUUCAUGGAGCCAGGAGAGCGGUUUACCUAUAUCUGUUCGUGUUCAUGUUGCCGGUAGAACAUUUAACCUUCACAAGUAUCCACUGUUUACGAAAAGCAAGUACUUGAACAGAAAAUUGAGAGAUUCAAAUGAGGUAGAGCUACCAAGAGAUUUUCCAGGAGGACCAGAAACUUUUGAGAUGAUUGCCCUUUUCAUCUAUGGAGCUUCCACUUUAGUCAAUCCGUUUAAUGUUGCUGCACUUAGAUGUGCAGCAGAGUUUCUUGAGUUGAGAGAAGAGAGUAACUCCCGGAACCUGUGUGAAAGGUUUGAUAUUUAUCUGAACCAAGUUGCAUUGCAGAACUGGAAUGACACUUUGAUUGUUCUCCGAAAGUGUGAAACAUUGCUUCCAUGGGCAGAAGAGCUUCGAAUUGUGAGCCGUUGCAUAGAGUCUCUUGCAUUUAUGGCUUGCAUGGAGAUUCUUGAUCCUGAAAGGAGGAGGGACCAGCCAGUAGUCACACUGGAGGCUUUGGCUAGUCAAGCUUGGAGCCAUCAAAUAGUGGAGGAGAUCGUGGAUGUCUGGAUUAAAGAUCUUAUUGCUUUGCCAUUUAGGUUUUUUCAAAGAAUAAUCAAGUCUUUAAGAAGACAAGGUAUGAGGGAUAAGUAUGUUGCUCCCAUCAUUCUUUUUUACGCGAAUAAGUGGGUUUUGUCUUUAAAGACAGGCAACUUCAGGGAGAGUUCUGGUGAUACAAAUAGCCAGAGUCUGGCUAUUUUACAAGGUGUUGUUAGUUUGCUGCCUAUGGGAGAAAACGCUAGUAAGAUCAUACCUGUUGGGUUUUACUUUUCGUUGCUUUCAAAGUGUCUGGAACUUGGCCUAACAAAUGAUACUAUUAAUGCAAAGUUAAAAGAUUUAAUUGUGUCUCUAUUAAAUACCGCUUUUCUUGAGGAUUUUCUUCUGCCAACAACUGAGACAGGUUCAUUCUCUUCCAGCUUUGAAUUAGUCACUAUGGAGAGUAUUUUCUAUUCAUAUGUAUCAGUUAACAUAAGCUCGAGCAGUACCCCAUUGCCAAGUAUGACUAUUGUUGCAGAACUAUGGGACAUGUAUCUUGGUCAUAUAGCUACUGAUCCAGUAAUGAGCUCUAAACGAUUUAUGGAUCUUAUUGAAAUUGUGCCGAUGUCUAGUAGGCAAAACCAUGAUUAUCUUUACAGGGCACUGAAUACCUUCCUUCAGGUGCACCUUGACUUGUCGGAAGAAGAAAGAGAAAUGAUAUGCAGGGACCUUAAAUGCCAGAAAAUGUCACAAGAGAUUUGUGUUGAAGUAGUUCAAAAUGAGUUGAUGCCACUGCGGUUGAUUGUCCAAGCACUUUAUGUUCAGCAACGAAGCACACACCAAGCGCUCAAAGAUUGCUCUGAGUCUUUCAGAUAUACAGUUUCCAGCAAAUUCUCAGAAAACUUGGCAAGAAGCCAAAUUCUUGGUGCAAGUCCAUAUAUAGAAGGAGAAGAAACAUGCAGCAGAACCCUUAGUUUUUUGCUGCAGAGAGACUUUGCAAUGGAAAGCUCUGAGGCCUCGAUGGAUGACUACAAGUCCACAACUUGUAGAAUUCAGAAUCUUGAACAUGAACUCAUAACCUUAAAGGAGAAAAUUGAAGUACAGAACUUCUCAAAGAGUAUAAAUCAACCGACUUCAGAAAAACAACAGAGCUUAAAACCAUAUUGUUUGGGAGCAAGAACGUUGAGCAAGAAGAGAAAUCCGAUUGGACACGGGACAGGUUGCAUAGGCUCUCUGAAUUUCAUAUCUCAAAGGAAGUAUGUCAACAAUUUACUGAAGGUUUUCAGAAGCUUACAUUUGCUAGGAAGCAAAAAGAAGAAGAAAAAACCCCGAGCCCCAAGUCUAUGGCAAAAGUAAAUGUAACAUGUUAAGUAUAGUUUUGUUAUUUUAAUAACUAUGUCAAUGUACUUUCACUUGCUUGAUUAGUAGAAGAAAAUUCUGCAAGUAUUUGGGUUUUCUGUACUUCGACUUUGUAUAAGUGUGUAGUUAUAGUUAUGAAAGGCCUCUUUAACAUGUUAAUCAAAAGCAACAAACUAGCUAUAUGACUAUAUGACCAAGAUAUAUGUCCCAUAGCUCUGCAACAAUAGACAAUACUUCUGUGGGACAUAUAGCUACUGAUCCAGCAUGGCUCUUUGUGUAGUCAAGCAUUCAGAGGUGUCCUGGUCAGAGAAGUGCAACUGAUUCACUGCAGUUCCGAAGAUCAGAAUUCUUGAUAAUCAUCAGGAGUUCAAUAUUUAUGCCAUAAGUAAGGACCAGGAACAUCUCUUCUGGCAGUUUGUUAGGCACCUAUCUGUUAGCAGAUCUAUUGUAAAAUUAAGCAUGAUUUCCUGCAAUGUGUUGCUGCUAUGCAGUAUAAUCGAGUCCAUGUUUAUCAAUAGAAAAUAUCUCCAACAUUCUAAAAUUGUGUUUUCUCAUACAUAUGGUAUGUAGUGUUUUUAUAUGUCUAACAGAACGCGAUCACAGAGAUGAUGCUGUUGGAUUAUAUAAUCUUAUCUUGUGUAUACUAGAAUAUUCCUCCACUGAUUAAAGGGAUGGAAUAUAGACUUAUCAGCAGUCCAUAAGUAGCAAUAAUGGAGGAAUCAUCAAAGCAGAGGAUCUUAUCUAAAUAAGGAAAGAAUCAUCAGUCAAUUUCAGUCUCAUGGGAUUCAACUCAUCAUUUGCUAUAAAUUGCGUUGAAGGAGAGAGUUCUAUCCAGCAGCAGCAAUACCAGAGAUCGAAAGGUACUCUUGAGAACAGAGUUCUGAAGAUCAUCAAACAAUGGCUCAACUAGUUCAAAUCUGUGAUGUCAAGCCAAAUCUUGUGACUGUCCCGCAUUGCAAGAACACCAUCGAUGUUCAGCACCUCAAGAAUGGUACUGAAUAUGUGAGGGCAUGCGCUCUUCAGUUGGAAGGGAACUGGCAAAAACAUGGAACUUACAUUGAGUUACUAGAGAGCACCGACUUCAAAGUUAGCGGAGAAUGUCAGCUGAGAGCUGGAGAAGACCCUUAUGUAGGCCAUUUUGUGGUCGGGCUGGCAAAGCACCAUAGCAUGGGAAAAGUGAAAACUGAGAAAAGCCCUCCUUAUGAAGAGUCCGAAGAGGACUUCACUUGUCAUUUGCCUGGGAUAAUGACACCUAUUGCUAGAGGUGGCAAAAUGUGGUUUUGGUUUGGUUUUGGUUCUUAUAAAAUGUAUUUGGUUUGGAUAGAUGAACCAAAACCAUUUUCAAACCAUAUAUUAAUAAAUGUGGUUAUGGUUUUAGUUUGAAUUAUGGAUAACUAGUUUAGUAAGCAAAAAUAAAUAUUAUAUAAUGAACAAAAGUUAAUACACUCAAAUCACAAUAUAAUGAAUACUAAAUAUAUAACAAAAGUGGGUGUGAGUGUGUGAGUUGAUGGAGUGGUUUAAGCUCUUGGCUUCUCCAAGUAAGGUCAUGAGUUCGAAUCAUGGGAUGUGCAUGUGUGAUAAUUAGCAAAAAGAAAGAAAGAAAAGAAAAGGAGCAAAAAGAAAGAAAGAAAAGAAAAGGAACAUAAUAGUGUGUGUGGAGAGUUAUAAGAAAUCUUAAAAGUGAGACCAAAUAUGGUUAGAACCAUAUUUUGUGAGAAAUAUGAGACUAGAAACCAAACCAAAUCCAUUUUUCUAAAUGUGAUUUCAAAUAGAUCCAAAUUCACAAUUUUGUUUUGGUUUGGAUUGGAUUAAUGGUUUUGCAUCCAUAUUGCCACCUCUACCUAUUGCACUAGGUCCUUGUGACGAUGAAUAUGUCAAAUUUUCGCUCACCAGUGCUGAACCCUACUGGAAACUGCAGAAAGGCCUGAUCAUAUAUGGUGUUACUUUCACUCCUAUGGAAAUGGCUUAAUAUAAAUGUGAUCAAAGUAGCCAUAAGCGUGUCAAAUGUCAAGCUCAUAGCUUAUGUUGUUUCAGUUCAUUUCAUGCAUGUAAUAAUGAAAUAAUUACAUUAACACCAGCAAGGUUGUUAAUGUACUAUGAAAUAAAGAGAUUAAACCAUAACUACCAUUAGGUAGAUGGUUUAUCCUUCUAAUUAAAUCCUU
Messenger RNA from Daucus carota subsp. sativus, 5226 nucleotides. Its product is annotated as BTB/POZ domain-containing protein At5g48130. The coding region runs from base 1088 to 3061 and encodes 657 amino acids. NCBI's taxonomy places the organism in Eukaryota, Viridiplantae, Streptophyta, Magnoliopsida, Apiales, Apiaceae. Gene Ontology annotation, molecular function: protein binding. The record is from RefSeq and is a predicted model, not a curated record. The transcript has 6 exons.